Molecule: messenger RNA, 1227 nt
Organism: Sinocyclocheilus grahami
Lineage: Eukaryota; Metazoa; Chordata; Actinopteri; Cypriniformes; Cyprinidae
Product: polymeric immunoglobulin receptor-like
Exons: 7
Coding region: 43-1056 (337 amino acids)
Cellular component (GO): plasma membrane
Molecular function (GO): transmembrane signaling receptor activity
Source: RefSeq, a predicted model, not a curated record
ACCAGGCACAACGGAAGAACUCACAGCGUCUCUGACUGCCCAAUGUACAGAUUCACAGAAGUGAGAGUUUCAUCAUUAGUGAUGAUGAUGAAGAUGCUUCUCUUCUUCACGAUCUGCCUGAUUAAAGGUCACAUGGGUGAUGCUGCUGACCCUGUGCCUGCCAUCACAGGAGGAAGUGUCAUCAUCAACUGUAUGUAUAAUCGGGAAAAUGCGAAAACCAGUGCAAAAAGCUUUUGCAAAAUGUUGGGCAGUGAAUGUACAACCAUGACAGAAGAAAAGAACGAUGUAUGGAUCCCAGAAGAGAGAUUCUCUAUGACCGAUAAUAAAACUCUGGGUCUGAUUAGUGUGCUCAUUAGAAACCUGACUGUAAAUGACAGCGGGACGUACAGAUGUAAAGAUGGCAGCGAAUGGUUUCAGGAGGUGAAAUUCAACGUGGAACCAGAGUCGUGUUGUGGGACAUCAGAGGAACAGACUGCGUAUAUUUUAGGAACGGCUGUCAUCCACUGCAAAUAUCCCGAGAAAUAUAAAGACCAUCUCAAGCAAUUAUAUAAAGUGCAGAAUGGAUCGUUAGUGUCUAUUCAUAUAGUUGGAAGUUCGACCACCAAUGAGAGAUUUUCUCUGAAUGUAAAUGAACAGGAGCAUGUCCUCACUGUGACUAUUGCUUAUGUGAGCAGACAUGAUGAUGGGGUGUAUUUCUGUGGAAUAUACAACAACCUUAUCUACACUCCCCUUUUCUCAGAGAUUCAACUUCAUGUUUCAGAUGCUUCAGUCCAGUCUGAGCUCUACAUCGUCAUUAUGGUGAUUAUGUGUUUGAUUCUGUUGUUAGUCGGAGGACUGAGUUUGUUGUUGCUCAAGCGGAGAUGUCAAAAGACACAAGCAGGUUCAGUCUCAUCCGAUCAGAGGAACACAGGAGAUGGCGAUGAGGUGUCCUCGUCUGCUUAUUAUUCAGUGAUCCCAGACUCUGGAAACACAACCAUCAGUUUAAACACGGUUUAUGAGACGGCACAUUUACCCACAAACCCCUCUGGCAGUGAUUUCUACACACUGGCUGAAUAGCCACAAAACAUGACAUCUAUGUGAUUCAGUAUGUUGCCUUUUUUUAGAAUAAAACUACCCCUCUUGUCAAUUUUUGUUUCAACAUAAUAAUCAACAGAGCACUACUGUCAUAUAAAUGACAGAUAUGUUGGCAUAAAUAUCUAUACAGUAUGUAUCUAUAAAUAAUGACAG